Molecule: messenger RNA, 729 nt
Organism: Linnemannia hyalina
Lineage: Eukaryota; Fungi; Mortierellomycota; Mortierellomycetes; Mortierellales; Mortierellaceae
Source: the annotation of a GenBank genome assembly
AUGGCGAAAAAGGACAAGAAGGGCGAAAACUCGGUCCAGAACAAAGAGAUCUUUCAGCGCAUGAACUUUCUCUACCAGGCGGCCAUGUGCAUGGCCACCAUCACAACGCCACCACCUGGAAACAAUUCCAAGAGCAGUCUGCCAGGUGACGCCACCGAGAGUCAAGCAGCCACUGACAGCACUAUCGCGGACACAGCAACAAGCCAUGACUCGUUCGGAGACCCUAUAUCCGUAUCGGCAAUACCGACCACCUCUGCGAGUGUUGUGGAUAUGAACAACCUUCUCCAAGGACCACGUAAGCUCAGCAGGAAGAAGACGCGCAAGUUGCUGAGGGAGAGAAAGAACAGGAUUGCUAUGGAGCAGAUCAGCGAUCGCGGGAGUCACCACCGUCUAACAAACCCAGGCAAAGGUCCCGAUCCACGCCCACUCUCCGGCACUGCGCGAUUUUACGCUUCUACCCUGAUGGAGGUCGGUCGCAAGAAUGUUAUCCGCAUACGGUACUUUUGUAUGCCUGGGAAGGGUAUUGAGGGCGACCGUUGGGAAGUCGAGGAGACGAUCGGAAGAGAGGGCAACGAUACUGAGACAGGGUCAGUCAGCGCCACAACCUCAUCGGCGACAACUCCCGCCGAGACGCAUGAUGUCGGGAGUGAUAAUGUCGGUCUGGAGGAUUCCGUCAUGGAGAGAGCGGAAGGGAUGGAGGGUUUAAUUCUUCAGGAGGAUGUUGCUUAA